Actinia tenebrosa (Australian red waratah sea anemone) is the source of this 861-nucleotide messenger RNA. RefSeq names its product sperm-associated microtubule inner protein 10-like. The record is from RefSeq and is a predicted model, not a curated record. NCBI's taxonomy places the organism in Eukaryota, Metazoa, Cnidaria, Anthozoa, Actiniaria, Actiniidae.
AUUGUUACCAACUCGCCGCGCCACAGCUCGUCCUUCGAUACCAUAUUCGAUCAAGCGUUAAUGGUAGUUGUUAGUAACGGUAGAAAAACCUACAGAUCAAGGUCUUUAAAAUACCACAAUGGAAAAGGAAAACAUGCAGAGCAUUCCAGUUUGGUCGCGAUACCAUCCUGUGAUACCCCAGAGAUAUGUACCCGCCUGGACUCAAGACAUGGAAAACAGAACUCUAAUCCUUGAGAACACCAACGCGACAAAGUAUCCUUGUGGGCCUCAUGAUACAAGUAUCUAUUUAUGUCGCAGAGAGCGAUUGAACAAUGUGGAGCCAUCAGCUAUGGUCAACAGCAAGUCCAUAAAGGUCCCACGAGAAAGACUUUUACGACCGUGGUUUCACUCUCCACUUUCAAGAUUCCAGAGUAGUUUGAUGUUUAGAAAGGCUUAGUUGUGUGUGAGGGACAGUAUACAUUAGCAAGGAGAGGAAUGGUUUGGGGAUGGGCCAUUGAUUUCACUUUCAAGAUUCCAGAGUAGUUUGAUGUUUAAAAAGGAUUAGCAGUUAGUGAAAAAAUCAAGACAUGCAGUAGCAAAAGGGAGGGGGGAGAGGCUACAUUUAUUUUAAUUAAGUCGAAUUUUUUCUGAGUCUUUCAAUUUGCAGCUGCAUUAGUUGCUUCAUAUACUGCGAGGAUCAACUCAAUUUAAUACAUUACAACCGCAUUACAAAUAUUGAUUUCAUAUAUAUUCUCUCAUAACAACAACAAAACGUUCCAAACCUAACAUUUGGUUUACAAUUCAGAUUCAUUGCAAAGCUUCAUGGAGAUUAUGAGCUUAUUCAAAGAUGUAAUUGUGACCAAUAAAAACUACUUUAGUGUG